Acanthochromis polyacanthus (spiny chromis) is the source of this 2815-nucleotide messenger RNA. RefSeq names its product terminal nucleotidyltransferase 5Bb (gene tent5bb). The record is from RefSeq and is a predicted model, not a curated record. NCBI's taxonomy places the organism in Eukaryota, Metazoa, Chordata, Actinopteri, Pomacentridae. Gene Ontology annotation, biological process: mRNA stabilization. Gene Ontology annotation, molecular function: RNA binding; poly(A) RNA polymerase activity.
CGUUCAUAAAUCUGCGUCCAGCCAAUCAGGAGGCUCCAGUUAAUCCCAGUUUGGUAAAAAGCGGCUGAUCGCUCGGAGCGGCUCAGAUCUGAACACGCUCACAGACUCAGGCACUGCGGGGCUGCAGCUUCGAGGAGAUGUCCGAUAUUCUCGCAAACUUUCUCACCACUUGAUCCGCAUUUUUGGAGCUUUGUGAAACUUGCAGAGGACACAGCAGAGACUUCAUCCACAGCCGUCCCGUCACAUCACAUCGGAGGGGAGGAUUGCUUUUCUUUUCUUUUCUUUUUUGAGUUCUUCUCACAGCUACGAUUCUUUCUCCGGACAUCCCGUUGGCUCCGGUCGUCAUGUCCUCCGGUGAUACCUCGGAGCAGAGUCGGCGGGUCAGCGUGCUGUCUUGGGAUCAGGUGCGGCGUUUGGACUCCAUCCGGGAGAGCGUACCGAUCCACGGCCGAGGAAACUUCCCCACGCUGUCCGUGCAGCCCCGGCAGAUCGUCCAGGUGGUCAGGGCUCGCCUGGAGGAGCGGGGCGUGGUGGUACGUGAUGUUAAGCUGAACGGCUCGGCAGCCAGCCAUGUGCUUCACCAGGAUAACGGCCUUGGCUACAAAGACCUGGACCUGAUCUUUGGCCUUAGCCUGACCGAUGACAAAACCUUCCGGCUGGUGAAGGACGUGGUGCUGGACUGCCUGGUGGACUUCUUGCCUGAAGGGGUGUGCAGGGAGCGAAUCACAGCCCUCGCCCUGAAGGAGGCGUAUGUGCAGAAACUGGUGAAAGUUUGCAACGAGACGGACCGCUGGAGCCUCAUCUCGCUGUCCAACAACACCGGCAAGAACGUGGAACUGAAGUUUGUGGACUCCCUGAGAAGGCAAUUUGAGUUCAGCGUCGACUCCUUCCAGAUCACUCUGGACUCGCUGCUGCUCUUCGACCGCUGCUCAGAGACGGCCAUGUCCGAGACAUUUCACCCUACAGUGCAGGGGGAGAGCAUGUACGGAGACUUUGAGGAAGCUCUGGGUCACCUUUGGUCCAAGACCAUCGCCACCCGUAGCCCAGAAGAGAUCCGGGGCGGCGGUCUACUCAAGUACUGCCACCUGCUGGUGCGUGGCUUCCGGCCAGCUUCAGAGGCUCAGAUGAAACAGAUGCAGCGCUACAUGUGCUCACGCUUCUUCAUCGACUUCCCUGACAUAAGCGAGCAACAGAGAAAACUGGAGACGUAUCUGCAGAACCACUUUGCAGGCAUGGAGCACAAGCGCUACGAGUACCUGGUGACGUUGAGGCGAGUGGUGGAUGAAAGCACUGUGUGUCUGAUGGGUCACGAGCGCCGCCAGACGCUGGCGCUUAUUUCCGCCCUGGCACUGCGCGUGAUGGCCGAACAGAACGCUAUCCCUGCUCUGUCCAACAUCACCUGCUACUACCAGCCCGCUCCCUAUGUCAGAGAUGUCAACUUCAGCAACUACUAUGUGGCACAAGUCCAGUCACACAUGGCUACGUGCAGUAACUCUUAUCAGACAUGGCUUCCCUGCAGCUGAGUAGUGACUUUACAGAUGUGUGGAGAGUUGUGUUGCAACUUAACAUUGACGUUAGCUGAGCGUUCAUUACCUGCAGUGUCCACAGCAAGCAUCAGCGUUGUGUCCUGCCUCCAUCAUGGCUGCAGGAAAUAGUCUGUUGCCAUUAUACCGAGCGUGAGCGUGUCCACUGUGCCCCGCUGUCUUCAUGGCUCGGGUCUAUUUUUGCUGGACCGACUAGCAUUCUGAAGCAUGAAAUUCUCUCAUGAAUGUAUAAAAAAAACCUAUAUUAAGUAAAAAUUGUGCGCCAUUUCAUUUGUUAUUGACUUUGUCUUAACACGUAUGCAGCAAACUGUUUUUUUCUUGUUUGUAGUUUGUGUAAGACAGACGAGUAGAAGAAAAAAGACACAAGAAGGGAGACAAUAUCAUUCUGUUCUGUCCUGCACUCUCUGAUCACCAAUUCGUGACACGGUAAUUCUCGUUUACAAUUGUGUGUUUCCAUUCAAUGACAGCUGUGCAGUGAAAUCCGAUAUUUACAUCCAAAUCAAGUGAUGACUUAAAAAACAGCCAACAAAGUUUUAAACCAGCUGCAAAUGUUUAUUUAAUAUGCCGUUAAAACAUGAAAAAAGCAGCAAAACAAUUCAGCUCAGCCGGAAACCAGCUGGAGCUCAGUUGAAACACGACUUAUCCGGAUUCUUACGAACAUAUGGGAAUAUUUGAAUUCUUGGUUCGUCUGUAGCAAUGUGGCUUUUGUGUUUUGAUGCCCUAUGUCAAGAAAUUUAAUUCAUGUUUUUUUUUUGUGCCAAAUCUAAUAUGAAAACCAUCCCACUAAGUUAUAAUGAUUAAUACUGCUGUAAAAAAAAAGAAAAAAAUCAUUUGAGCCAUUAUAAUGAUAUCUUUUUAUUCUGUUGUUUUAUAACCAAUGUGGACAUGUAUGGAAGAAUAUGAAGGCUUGAUGUAUGACAGACGAACUUUGUCAGUUCUGUUUCUGGUCGGAUGGAGGCUUGUAUUGGGUCUUUAAUGAAAUGUAAAUACUUGGUUCGAAACCGGAAAGCUGUUUUUUUGUGUUGCUGUUGUUCUGUCUGUGGUUUCAGCUGACCUGACUAGGAGGGAAAAAGGACCAAAGAAAUACUUUUUAUGUGUAGCAUGACAAACAAAGACUGUAUGUUGUUCCAAGUGCCUGAAUUUGACCGACAUCUUUAUAGUAGUUGCUAUGUAAUAACUGUUUUUGAAUCUUUUUCAUCCAGGUUACUGUACAUUUCUAUAUCCAGGGUCUGUUUGUUUUUAAAUCAUUAAAAAAAUGUCAACAACUGAAA